Messenger RNA from Colletotrichum orchidophilum, 474 nucleotides. RefSeq lists its product as uncharacterized. Lineage: Eukaryota; Fungi; Ascomycota; Sordariomycetes; Glomerellales; Glomerellaceae. The transcript has a single exon. Bases 1 to 474 code for a protein of 157 amino acids. The record is from RefSeq and is a predicted model, not a curated record.
AUGCUCAAUUCAUGGAAGGCGGUUCGGCCCUGGGAUUCUUGGGUGCGCUCCGCGCUGGGAAUGGGGGCCAGGUCCCGACUCUGGAGCGGGACUCGAUGUGAGUGGCCGGCGAAGAGCGACGGGAUCGGUCGACGAGGCCGCAGGGGCCAGAGAUUGGUUGUGUCGGUAGGCGCGAGUGUCGGACUGCGAGCAGCAAUUGACGGCAAUCAGCGGCGUGGUGGCAGCGGGAAGAAUGUCCGGUCGUACGACUGUCGGCAGAAGGCGAUGGACAGACGGGGAGGGAGGCGUGGUGUCAGCCGGGAGGCAGGACGGAAAGACCCAGAGGGAAAACAAGCUCGAGGGUCGAAGUCGUAUGACGCUGGUCUGGUUUUGCGGCGCCUUAUUUUUCCUCAAGGAUGCGACUUGACUUGCUGGGGGGUGCAGGUCGAGGGAGGGAAGAAGAGAGGGGCGGGUGUUAAGUGGUUCCCAGAGUGA